UAUAAAUUUAUAUUGUGAUCAUCUAGGGAAUUCUGGGAACUCAUUUAUUAUGUCGUUUUCUGUCAAUUUGUGAAAUUUUCAAAAACAACAACGAGAUAAAGUUAUUUUAUAGAUUCUAUAAGAAUAGUGUUAGAUUGAAAUAUGACGCUUAAAUUAUUAUUUAUCUGUAAUAAUAAUUGUACAAUGCAGCAUGGAAAAUAUAUGCAGGGUUGGAUCGUUGAUGAGUACUGAGUGAGCACACUAGAAGACCAUGAAAUCAGUGCCGUAAACAUCGUGAACGUAAAUACACGGUGUGCGUUCUGUGUAUACGUGUUACGUUACAGACGUCUUCUAAACCGUGUAGAAUUUUCAUGAUUCUUAUCGGAGAAUAUUCAUCUGGCUUUAUAUUUAUAUGAGUCAUUAUUUUAAGUCAAGUUAAUUGAAAGGACGAUAGCCGAAGGUAGGUUAUAAUCAAGAGGUACGAUAUUGACAGUGCUAAGAAUAUCAAGAAGUAGUAAGUUUUCGUUGGGUGUGUGAACCUUCGAAGUUAUUCAAGCUAUCGUAUCGUGAACAUUGAAGUUCGAGAAGUUUAAAGAAAAAGGCGCACUAUCUACGAAACCAUCGGGCGUUGUACUGCUCUAGGGGUAACACGGUGGGUGCAUAGCUGCGCGGUAUGAAAAAAUGAUGUGAUCGAUGGUCAUCAUGGCGGCACCCAUGCUGAAGUGGAAGCGGAUCACAAAUCCAUCCGGACCCCAGCCAAGACCCAGACAUGGACACAGGGCAGUUGCUCUUAAGGAUCUUAUGGUCGUUUUCGGCGGUGGAAAUGAGGGCAUUGUCGACGAGCUUCAUGUGUAUAACACGACAACUAAUCAAUGGUUUGUACCAUCGACAAAAGGUGAUAUUCCACCUGGCUGUGCUGCAUAUGGAUUUGUUGUUGAUGGAAGCCGUAUUUUGGUCUUUGGUGGCAUGGUUGAAUAUGGAAAGUAUUCAGACGAGCUUUAUGAACUUCAAGCUGUUAGAUGGGAAUGGAAAAAAUUGAGACCCAGACCACCAGAAAAUGACCCACCACCAUGUCCUAGAUUAGGACAUAGUUUCACUCUUAUUGGUAACAGAGUCUUUCUUUUUGGAGGAUUGGCCAAUGAUAGUGAAGAUCACAAGAACAAUAUACCAAGAUAUUUAAAUGACCUAUAUACUCUUGAACUACUUCCCAAUGGAGGGACAGUUUGGGAUGUACCACAAACACAUGGACAUGCUCCACCACCUAGAGAGUCUCAUACUGGAGUAUCUUAUACUGAUAGUAAGACAGGAAAAACCUGUUUAGUGAUUUAUGGUGGUAUGAGUGGUUGUCGUUUGGGUGAUUUAUGGUAUCUUGAUGUUGAUUCAAUGACUUGGCACAAGCCUGUGGUUCAUGGACCUAUUCCGUUACCCCGUUCUCUUCAUACUGCCACUUUAAUUGGUCAUCGAAUGUACGUUUUCGGAGGAUGGGUGCCACUCGUUGUCGACGAUGUUAAAGUUGCAACGCACGAAAAAGAAUGGAAAUGCACAAACACAUUGGCUUGUUUAAAUAUAGAAACUUGGACAUGGGAACAGUUAACAGUUGAUACAUUGGAAGAAAAUGUUCCUCGCGCACGUGCUGGUCACUGCGCGAUUGGAAUGCAUAAUAAACUUUAUGUGUGGUCUGGUCGAGAUGGAUAUCGCAAAGCUUGGAACAAUCAGGUUAGGGUUUGUUGUAAAGAUUUAUGGUAUCUAGAAGUCGGUAAACCAUCUGCACCAUCAAAAUUGAACUUAGUUAGGGCUAGUUUACAAGCAUUGGAAAUUCAGUGGACACCAGUACCAUCUGCACAAUACUACAUAUUGCAAAUACAGAAAUGUAAACCUUCAGCGACAACUGGAACAUUUCCUACAGUCAGCACUCCAGCAAGCACUGCAACACCUACCACGACAUCAGCAAUGGUUACUCUUGCAACUGAUUCUGCUACAUCUUCACCUGUUACUGCUGCUCCUGAGCUUCCACAAACUCCAACCACUAUUAGACCGUCCAUACCUCCACAGACUCCGGUCCGAGUUCAGUCAACUGUACAAAGCCCAGUUCAGAAACCAGUACCAUCACAAAGCGUAACAAAACCAUCGAGUCCAUUGACACCGAGAGUAGCCGGGAAUCUUAUCAGAAUUCGUUCUCCUUUAGUUACAACAACGCCAACAGCAACCACUGCUACUGAACAAACUCCAACUGCUAAUACUACUACAGUGGCAGGCCAAACACCAGCUGCUAUGUCAGGAAUUGCUGCCUUAGCAGCAGCAGCUGCUGCUACUCCAAAAAUAAGCAUGAACAAUGUACCAAUUCUUCCACAAACUACAGCUAACACAAUCAGGAUGAAAAAUGUACAACCUGGUCAACAAAUACGUUUCGCUGCACCCGGAGCAACGGUAUUGAGAACUGCUUCACCACAACAAAGUAAACAAAUUAUUUUACAAAAACCGGGUCAGAAUAUAUCUGGUCAACCGCAGAUUGUACAUCUUCUUAAAACAGCACAGGCAAUGGUAGCAACAGUGCCUAAAGUGAGCCUUAUCCCAGGAAAGACUGUUCAAGCAACAGGUGCAAAGCCAUUGAAUCAGGGAGCAAAAAUACUAAGAUUAGUAAAUCCGAACACUGUACAGGGCUCUAAAAUUCUUACAACUAUGAAAACAUCUAAUAUUGUUGCAAUGAGUAAAGGGCAAAAUAUUAGUGGUAAACAAACAAUAAUGAUUACCAAACCCGGUGGUAAUGGAGGAUUAGUUGGCCGUAAUCAAAUAAUAGUAGUCACAACGGGAUCUAAUUUAAGAACUAUACAAGCCGUUACUACGUCUCAAGCUGGCAGUGGGCAAACGGCAAAUAUCACAACACCUGUGAAUGUUUUACCUUUAUCAGCUACUAAUCACGUAACGAAUCAACAAGGGGUAAAAAUGAUUGUUGUUUCGUCCGGAGCAAUGGGAGGUGGAACUACCGGAAAACCGAUUACUAUUACAGUUCCCGGCCAAGGCGGUGUUCCAAAAACAGUAACUAUUGCCACUAAAGGCAGUCCACAAGCUAUCUUUAAUCCUGGAAAAAGUCAAAUUGUUACCAUGCCACAAAUACAAAAAACACCAGAGACUGUGACAGUGUCUGGUAAGCCUGUAACGUUACAAAUGUCUGGAGGAAUAGGCGCGAAAACGGUUACUCUCAUGCCUACAAGUAGCACGAUAGUGACUACUUCAAGUGCAUCAGAGACAAUAGAUACGAGUAAAAUGUUAUUUGUCCCAUCACAAAAGCAACCAUCAGCUUCAUUAGCAUCUACAUCUGAUGGACCUGCUACUACUGAUGCCGCAUUGGCUGCGUUAGCUGCAGAGGCAGGUUUAAUAGAUCCAGUUCAAGAGCCUUCUGGUGAUCUAUCCUUCAUGGUCUCUACAGAUGAUGGUGGAGCAGGUGAUAGUAAAAUGGAAGAUAGUUGUAAUGGUGAUGAAACUACCACAGCUGCUGCUUUAGUAUCUCAAAUGGGAGCUGGUGAAACCAUGCAAAUUGAUAGAGACGGUAACUUUCUAAUUCCACAAGUUGAUGGUCCGGCAGAUCUUCUUCUAUCUGAUGAUGAUGAAGAGAGCGAUAAGAUUGAUUUAACGGAAAAUCCGGUGUUAGAAAAUCAAGAAGACUCGCAAGUUGCAGAUUCUGCAAGUAUGGAGCAAGAUACAGAUGCUACAUCAGCAGAAGCUGUUAAUAUGGACGAAUCUUCCAUGAAAGAUCCAGAAACCUCAUUAGAGGGAGCUUCUGAACUUCCUGUUUCUACAAGUGCUACAGAAGAUAUGCCAGUAGAUCCAGAACCGUCUGUUGAUGCUCAGCCAGAUGAAAAUGAAAUACCUAUUGAAGUUUCUAAUGAUCCAGAAACAGUAAAUGAAACUGAUAUGCAAGAUAUAAAUGAAGCAUCAGCUGAAGAAGCACAAGUAAAACCUGAAAUAUCUAGUAUGCAGGAUCCAAUAGAAGCUUCAUCAGAGGAAGCAUCUAUGCCAGAUGCUAUGGAACUACCAGAGAAUGAUGAAAAUGAACAGAUUGAAAAUAAUGAUAUAAAAUUAAUGGCAGUAGAUACAUAUAAUUCUGAGCCUGAGAAACCAUCUGUUUCUGAACAUUUAUCACCUGAAGAUAGUUUAUCACAGCUUUCUCAAAAAGAAAAUCAAGCUUUAGAAAAAAUCGAAGAUGAGGCUGUGGAACCAGCAACGGAUCCUCCUGAAGGAACUCCAAUGGAAACAUUAGAAGACAAUGAUGAACCAAUGAUUACAGAUUCUUGUUCAACUUCUACCACUGUCAAUAUUCCAAUCACAACAUCUAUCAUGCAAAUAAAGUUAGAACAAUCUGAUGAGCCAAUGAAACAAGAUAAGAUUGCAGAACCGCCAAUUUCAUCUAUUAAUAAUGUUGCAAUUCUUGAGAAAGAAAUGGACAUUCAAAAGUCAGUAGUUCCAAUAAAGAUGGAGAUAAAAGAUGAAGUUAUCAAAAAAGAAAAUUUAAAACAAGAAAAAAUGAAUGGUACUAGAGCAGAAAAUGGAGAUGAUUCCACGGCAUUAACUACAUUGGCUACAGCUGCUUUAGGUUCGGCGGAACAACCAAUGAAAAUAAAGGCUGAACAGACUGAAAAAGAAAAGAAAGAAGAAGAAUGGUAUGACGUAGGAGUAACGCAGGAAUCGCGAUUUACUGUACAACAUUAUUACUUACCUAAUGAUGAACCUUUAGAUAUAACGCAACCAUUAACUAUGGAUGUUUUUGAAGGAAGAACCAAGGUUCCUUUAGAACAGGGAACCAUUUAUAAACUUAGAAUUGCCGCUGUGAAUAGUUGCGGGCAAAGUGAUUGGAGUGAGGUAUCGGCAUUCAGAACAUAUGUUCCGGGAUUCCCCGGGGCACCUAGUGCUAUAAAAAUUAGUAAAACGGCAGACGGUGCUCAUAUUUCAUGGGAACCACCACCUAACAGAAAUGAUGGACCCAUUUUAGAAUAUUCUGCCUAUAUAGCAAUGGCAAAUACUGCGUCAAAUAAUAACGGAGAACCAAAGACAACAUCGUCGAAUUCGAAUCUAACAUUUACAAAAUUUUAUUGCGGUACAAAUAAUUCCUGUUCGGUGUCCAAUAGUUCCCUUAGUGCCGCUUAUGUUGAUACUACUCGAACACCGGCCAUAAUAUUUAGAAUAGCAGCACGAAAUGUUAAAGGAUACGGACCAGCCACACAAGUUAGGUGGUUACAACAAGCGUCUGUAUCAUCAUCAGAUCCAACUAAUUUUAUGGAGAAUAACCCUCAAGUGAAGAGACGUGGUGUAAAUAUACGCUUGCAAGCAAGUUCUCCACAGAAGAAGGUGAAACUAAAGAGACCAAGUAGCUAACUUUUCGUGAGCUUGUUUUCCUUGACCUCUUACAGCCCAAAUAUCCAAACAGCGCUAUUCAUUAUUUAAUUUCCGCUGGUACACACGCCUAACAACGAUGAUGAAACAGUAUAUUCUUCGAAUAAACGACAUAACAUGCGAGUAAAUGUAAGAGAUGAAUGCACGAUAUAGAGCAAUGGAAAAAGGUGUCCAUAGCUACAUUGAGGUAUAAACAUAAGAGUUAAAAAAAAAAGUAUUUUAAGUGUUCUAUACAUGAAUACAAGGUCUUUCUAUACUGCGUUUUCUGACUCACCGUUAUUCUCCUAUUCCUUCGCAGAUGCGUGACAUUUUUCUGUAAAGAUAACACGAGUACUGUUAAUAAAUGGCAAGGUGGUUAUUUUCAAAUUAAAGAAGUUUUUCCACGUUUAUAAAUACGUUCCAUAAACGUUAUAAUAUACCGAUGAUACUUGCAUCAACACUUGCAUCACUUUUUAUGAUAUAUAAUUUCAUCUAAAACUGACCACCUUCAUUUUUAUUUUUUAUUAAAUAAAUUUAAUUUAGCUACGAGUUAUAAUAAAAUGAUAAAACGAAGUAGUCGUUUGAUUUGUACGAAAGCUUUGUUUUUAACAAAAGCGUUGUUCGAAUUUAUUUUAAAUUAUUUUACUUGAAAGCUCUUAAUUUUUACUGGAAUAUAUAUACGUACAAAUACUGUAAUAUGGAAUGGUAUGGAAGUGUGGAAAACUUCCUGUUACCUUUAAAUAUUUAUUGUAUAUAUUGCAAUUGGAAAUGUUUCCUUUUAAUUCUGUUUAUAAUUAUCUUUGUUGAAAUUUUGUCGAAUUUUUGCAGCAGGAUGCAAGUAUAACAAAAAUUUUGUUGAUAUCUUUUUCUGUACAAAAUAUCGGUGCUACGUUUUAUUUUCACUACUUUUGUUACUGCCAAUCGCAAAAGAAAAUAUACAUAUAUAAUCAACAUAUGAAAGGAGCACAUAAUGUAAAAUUGUUUUAAAUUUGCUUUGAAAUUUUGUUGUUUCUUUCAACGAUGAAGCAGAGAUAUUUUGUAAAAAAAAAAAAAGGAACAUUAUAAGUUUAUAGAAUUAUACAUGCAAUUCGUAAAAAUUAAAAUUUCGUUUCAGAUGUUGAUGUUUUGGAAAGUAAAGAAUUUGAACAAAGUUAAUAUUUUUAUAUGGCAACGAAAUAAUUAUUUGAAUAGUCUAUCAUUAUAAUAUAUUAUGUCUAUCAUUAUGAUACAAACUUUAACCUUUUAAGAUACUACUAAGUCAAGGGAUUAGUAUAAAAUGAAAUUUAUAGAGAAAAUAAAUAAAGUAAUUAUACAUCAAUUUGUUUAGAAAGAAAAUAUAUCUUUAGUUUUUUUUAACGUAAUAUAUUUUAAUUAAAAUGUUAAAGUAACUUUUAAAACAAGAGUUGGUAAAAGCCAAUAAAUUACAAAAAAAAAUAAUAAGUUUGAUCUAUACAUAUACAUAUAAUUUCAUAGAUGGCUUGGGGCUAUGUUGAAACUGUAAUAAUUUAAGCGCACAUUUUAUUUUUAGAUUAUCAAUACAACCUUUCUGUUAUUUGCUUGUAGCUUAAACAUUAACAUAGCGUUUUAAACCCCUAAUAUGUUAUGCUAAAAAUUUACAUUAACAAUACUUUAUAAACUAGCAUAUUCAAGAUGUGGUAAAAGAUUAAUGAAACUUUUAGAACUAAUAACUUUACUUUAAUUUGGUAUAUUAGUAUUAAUCACAAUUUUUUUUCAUUUGAUCCAGAUAAUGGAUCUAGAUCUAUUUAAUGCGUACUAAAUGCGUCAAAAUUGUAAUACAUUAAGAAAUUAUAUUUAACUACAUGAGAUUGCGUUCGAUAAUUAUCCGAUGACGCAAAAUAAUAUUAUAAUUAAUAAAAAGUUAUUAGUUCACUCAUCUUGUUUCGUAAGUUUUGUUAACAAGAAAUGACAAUAGAUCGUAUUAGAAUAUCAAUUCACAGCUAUUAUACACAAAAGCUAUUAUUCUGCAAAUGAAAUAUUUUGAAAUGUACAUGGUAUGAUAUUCUGUUCUAUCCAAAUGUAUUGAAACAAUAUCAAUAAUAUUCAAAUAUAUUGAAAGAAACUAUGAAUAAAUAUAGAAAAAAAAAUAUAUCUGACACGAAAUACUCGUUAUUUCACUAUAUAGCAACUUUUAUAACAUGAAUGUGUACUUACACUGUAGAUACAUGCAUCUUCAAACUAACUGUAACUAUACUAAAA
This is a messenger RNA of Heterotrigona itama, 7563 nucleotides long. NCBI's taxonomy places the organism in Eukaryota, Metazoa, Arthropoda, Insecta, Hymenoptera, Apidae. The record is from the annotation of a GenBank genome assembly.